AAACAAGCAAAUAAACGCACGUAAUUGACGACGUGUUACAUAAUUUAUAUCGACUUGUAUCCCAUAUCAGAUAAUUUACAAGGACGGAACGUACGAAAUUUAGUUUCGAUUUAAAGGAGCGGAAUUGCUGAAUAUUCAUGCUCAGUUUGAAGGGUGAGGGCCGACAUCCGUCAGGACAGAAGUUGAUGCUAUCUACAACGCGUUUGGAAAUUAGCUAAGACGGUCGGUCGUGCGUACGGUGCAUAAUCCUCGGGAACAAUCUAAUUAAUCGAACCCGAUAAUUGGGACGUAACGAAAUUGAGAGAAGACAAUUGUUGCAGAAUGAAUAAAGUACUUAAUCUACUGGGAGUCUCGCAUUCCAACGAGCCCGAUCCCGAAACUGGAUUGACCCGAAAGGAAAAACAUCUAGUAGAACGGUCAUGGAACUUAGUCAAAACGAACCUUAAAGCAAACGGAAUGGAACUCUUCCUGCUACUAUUCAAGGAGUGUCCUGAGGCGCAGAAUUAUUUCCCAUUCCGCGACAUACCCUUGGACGAAUUGCCCAACAACGGCAAAUUCAAAGCUCACGCGGUUACGGUCAUGUAUUCGAUUGGAUCAAUCGUCGAUAACCUAAACGAGAACGACGUCUUAAUCGGACUUCUUCAGAAGAACGCGGAAUCGCACUCAAAAAGAGGAAUACCCGAAGAGGCCUACUGGACGUUGAAGAAGUGCAUGAUGCAACUGCUCAAAAAUAAGCUUGGGCCCGACUUUUCCAAGGAAGUGGAGGAGGCCUGGGACAAGACGUUAACCGUUGCGUUUACGGUUAUAAUUAAAAAUUUUUAAGAUUUACGUGAUAUUUGCGUAAAUGACAAUCGCACACUCGUUGUUGUAGUCUAUAGUUUUUUAAGUCAUGUUUAUACUUUUAACCUAUUUGUUGUCCAAGUACUGUUUACAGUAGUCAUAUAGAUUUUAAAUUAAUGUUAUACCUAUACUCGUAAUAGAGUAAGUUGGUCUUAUUAAUUUGUAGGUAUCUAUGGUAAUAUACUUGUUAGUCGCAAGAUACUUACAAAAUGAUAUAGUCGUUAGUUAUAAUUUAGUACAUUUUAAGAUUAUGCAGACAGCCACCCUUCAUGGGUGAUGCAGGAUAGUUCUUUGUACCUAUACAACUUGAUCUGUGCGUGAAAUCAGUUGAAGUUAAUCUGUAUUUAUAUAUGCCAUCUCAAUUAAGUUUCUUUUGGUUCAUCUUAUUCUGUCGCCAGUCUUUUGAUUUUCAAUGUAUUUUAUUAUGUCAAUUGAAUUACAGCAAACAUCAAGAACGAAGGAUAGAAACGUUGCUGUUUAACGAUGUUCCUUUUGCUAAACUAUUAAUUGCGGUUUGUGUUUUAGACAUAUUUUCGACUGAUCAGUCGGCUUUAUUAAUUUUAUAUAAUUGGAUUUAGAUCUGUACACAAGAAAUAAGUAAGUAAAUAAUAUUAAUUCCUUAUA
Molecule: messenger RNA, 1464 nt
Organism: Photinus pyralis (common eastern firefly)
Lineage: Eukaryota; Metazoa; Arthropoda; Insecta; Coleoptera; Lampyridae
Product: globin
Exons: 4
Coding region: 322-822 (166 amino acids)
Molecular function (GO): oxygen binding; heme binding
Source: RefSeq, a predicted model, not a curated record